AAUUGCACUUAUAUUAAUAAAAAAUAACGAUUAUGGACUCGAAAUCGGGCUUUUUGAGUUACUGUGGGCAAGAGUGUACAAAAAUUCCAUCAGGAUUUUGCAGAAUGUACGGUGAAACUACGCGAUAUUUAGAUUUAAGUUACAACAACUUGGAGACAUUAAAAGGAUUGGAGAACUUUCCUAAACUGGAAGAACUUAUUUUAGACAAUAAUAACUUAGGUGACAACAUUACAUUCCCUUCCUUGCCUCGUCUGAAAACUCUUUCACUUAAUAAUAAUGAGAUUACAGACUUAGAAAGCCUCAUUAGUAAGUUACAAGACAAGUAUCCAGCACUUACAUACCUAAGUUUGUUGGGUAACAAAGCUUGUCCUGAUCAACUGUCAGACUUAGAAAAAGAUGCAUCAGAUUAUCAGAGAUACAGAUACUUUGUCCUGUACAAUUUGAAGCAGCUGCGAUUUUUGGACUCUCGGUGUGUGAAGCUGUCGGAGCAUGUGGAGGCGAACUCGCGAGGCGCAUUCAUGAGCGUGCGUCGGCCGCGUGUGGAGGAGCAGCAUCAUGAGCCCAGGCCCUCCGCCAGACCUUUGCCCGUCGACUUCGCCUCCUUGGGCAAACAUAAAGGUGCCUAUGGAAAAUGCAACUACAAAUACACAGGGAAACAUUCGGAAGGAAAUCGAUUUAUCCUCAACAGUGAUUUGUGAUACGACGGUUAGUGACCGUUUCAGGUUAAUUUUGUACAUAUUAUAUCAAUAAACAUUUAUAUUAUAGGAAAUGAACAAAAAUAAAAAUAAU
Molecule: messenger RNA, 789 nt
Organism: Aricia agestis (brown argus)
Lineage: Eukaryota; Metazoa; Arthropoda; Insecta; Lepidoptera; Lycaenidae
Product: leucine-rich melanocyte differentiation-associated protein-like
Exons: 6
Coding region: 33-698 (221 amino acids)
Biological process (GO): melanocyte differentiation
Molecular function (GO): protein binding
Source: RefSeq, a predicted model, not a curated record